Messenger RNA from Siniperca chuatsi (mandarin fish), 2458 nucleotides. It is a transcript of the gene gba1, whose product is annotated as glucosidase, beta, acid. Gene Ontology annotation, molecular function: glucosylceramidase activity. The transcript is spliced from 11 exons. Bases 132 to 1844 code for a protein of 570 amino acids. The record is from RefSeq and is a predicted model, not a curated record. NCBI's taxonomy places the organism in Eukaryota, Metazoa, Chordata, Actinopteri, Centrarchiformes, Sinipercidae. Gene Ontology annotation, biological process: glucosylceramide catabolic process.
CACGUGACCGUUCAAAAAAGUCACAUGACUGCCGUGGCCAAAACUCCUGUUUGAUCGCCGAAACUGGUAUGGCAGAUUGGACAAGGCUAAGGUGACAGUCGAGUGUACAUAUUUUAAGUAACCUGCAGGACAUGUCAGAGUUUCUCUCAGGAUCAUUUAAGAAAAAUGGCGUUGUCUUUGCCAUCAUCUGUACUUUUGGCCCUUGUUUUCCUCAAAGCAGAAUUGACCCUCUCUACAGAGGGGGGGGGGGGAAACAUGUUCUUCUCCUUCCAGGAAGAAAUGAAUGUGUUGCCAGAAACUUUGGCCACAACUCUGUGGUGUGUGAGUGUAAUUCAACCUACUGUGAUAGUGUUGGGUCAGUCACCUUGCCUCCGCUGGGCCAGUACUCCUCCUACCUGACCAGCAUGGCAGGCAGCAGACUGGAGGCAGGCCAGGGUCAGGUCCAGGUGAAGAGCAGCGGGGCAGGCCUCAGGUUGACUAUUGCUCCCUACCAGAAGUACCAGAAGAUCAGGGGAUUCGGUGGAGCUAUGACAGACGCAGCAGCCAUUAACAUCCUGUCUCUUUCUGCUGGUGCACAGGGCCAGGUGCUUCGACAGUACUUUUCCCCUGAAGGUAUCGGCUACAGCGUGGUGCGUGUGCCCAUGGCCAGCUGUGACUUCUCCACCCGUUUGUACACAUAUGCUGACACACCUGGAGACUACAACCUGGACAAUUUCACACUGGCCCCUGAGGACAUCAACAUGAAGGUCUCUCUCUCUUCUCUAACUCUCAUACAUACACAUGUCCUUCACUCCAUCCCUCUAAUCUCUUCUCCUUCUCAGAUCCCUCUCCUGCAGCGUGCUCAGGCCUUGUCUCCUCGACCCCUGUCUCUGCUGGCCAGUGCCUGGAGCGCCCCCGCCUGGAUGAAAACUAAUGGUGCACUCAUAGGAAAGGGCUCCCUGAAGGGCCAGCCUGGGGGCAAGGAGCAUAAAACCUGGGCUCAGUACUAUAUCAGGUUCCUUGAGGAGUAUGCUAAACAUAACUUGACUUUCUGGGCAUUCACCACAGGGAAUGAGCCCUCUGCAGGACAGAUGACAAACUACAGUUUCCAGGCUCUGGGCUUCACACCUGAGGAGCAGAGGGACUGGGUGGCUCUGGACCUGGGCCCUGCCCUGCACGCUUCAUCACACCCACGCACACACGUCCUCAUACUGGAUGACAACCGCCUGCUGCUGCCUUACUGGGCUAAAGUGGUCCUAAAUGAUGUUCACGCAGGAAGGUACAUUCAUGGUGUGGCAGUUCACUGGUACAUGGACAGCCUUGUCCCAGCGGAGAUAAGCCUGGGAGUCACCCAUCAUCUUUACCCAGAGUAUUACCUGUUUGGCACAGAGGCCUGCUCUGGCUGGAGCCCACUAGACAGAGGGGUGAAGCUGGGUAGCUGGGACAGGGCUGAACAUUACGCACAUGACAUUAUUGAGGACUUAAAUCAUUAUGUGGUGGGUUGGACUGACUGGAACCUGGCGUUGGACCAGAACGGUGGGCCAAACUGGGUUAAAAACUUUGUGGACAGCCCUGUUAUAGUGGAUGCACAUCGUGAUGUCUUCUAUAAGCAGCCAACCUUCUAUAGCAUGGCCCACUUCAGUAAGUUCCUGUGGGAGGGGUCUCAGAGAGUGGGUGUGUCUGCCAGUCGGGAAACAGACCUGGAAUACUCUGCCUUCAUCAGACCAGAUGGCUCAGUAGUGCUCAUCAUACUCAACAGGUCAUCAUCAGUGAUCCCGUUUGAAGUCUGGGAUCCCGCUGUGGGCUACGUCCCCUCCACUGCUCCGGCUCAUUCAUUGCUCACACUUGCUUGGAACACACACUGACCAUUAAUACAAGUUCAAAUACAUUUGUUUCACCUGAACUACGUCACAAAUUGCAAAAUGCCACUAAAGGUAAACCUUUCAUGUUGGAACCUUCUCAUUAACAAAGCAGUUAUUACUUUGAGUACUUUGCCAGUAUCAAGCCUCUCACGCACAUUUCCUAAUUAAAAAGAGUACUGUCUAAACCUGCUCUAUAGGAAAAGCGCAAUGAGAACUUGUGUUACAAAUUGGCACUAUAUAAAUAAAAUUGAACUGGUGCAAGAUUUUCUUUUUUAAUCUGCUGUGCUUUUCUGCAAAUCUUUAAUGAUUUCAGUGGUCACUUAAAUGAACCUCAGCAAACAAGAAUAACCUUGUUUGAUUUUCAUUCAAAAUCCUAAAAUGCUUUUUUUGCACCGAUUCUUAUCAGGAAUGGUACCUGAAAGUAAUGAAUGUAUCAAUUCACCAGAAUGGCCUUUGCUGAAGCGUAACUGGUGCCUUGAUGUCCAGCUAAUAAGAUGCUUGAAGUGUCCUCUUCACCAUGUCACAUCUCUGAAGAAAUCAUAAUGUACAGAAUUUGUAAAUGCCUUCUGUUGCUAUUUAAUCUUUUAAUUCUAAAUAAAGCUCAUUGUUUUAAAAUA